Messenger RNA from Penaeus vannamei (Pacific white shrimp), 1277 nucleotides. The record is from RefSeq and is a predicted model, not a curated record. NCBI's taxonomy places the organism in Eukaryota, Metazoa, Arthropoda, Malacostraca, Decapoda, Penaeidae.
AUGGGUAUUGCAGAUGAGCGACCUCCUUCAGGAAUCCUAGGACUCUACAACCUGUCCUACAUGUGGUACUCCGCUACAGGAUGCUUUACGGUGAUUGUCGUAGGAUUGGUGGUCUCCUUGCUGACGGGCGGAAGGGAUCUGGGAAGUCUCGAUCCCCGCACGCUCUCGCCGCCGUUGCUGUGGCUGAGGAAGUGGGUGCCGGCGCUGAGGGCCGUCGGGGAGAAUCUGAACGACGAGCUAGACGAACUUCGCGAGACCUCGACCUCCGAGAAGGACGGCGGCGACCUGACCUCCGGCGACCUGACCUCCAUCAUCUCCAAACUCCCCCCGAGGACGCUGGACGGAUCCCUGAAGGAGGCGAAGACGGACAAGCCGCCCGUCGUGCUGGACGCCCAGGCGCUCCCACGUGAAGACCCUGCGAAGUUGAAGUCGUCGAUGUCUGACUCCGCCUUCGAGGACGGUUCCAGCAGCUUGGGAAUCCUGGAGGAGGAGAAGGAGGAGGAGGACGGGCGCAGCGAAGACCUCGGCCUCGAGAACAGCGCCAUGUCCGUAGACGACGAGGACGGGUCGACAAGUCUCACGAUCCCGACGACCCAUCUUUGAGGACGAGUGACGGGUGCACAGUAUGAAUAAUAGUGAUAUCGAUGGUAAUAAUGUAGGGUUUGCUGUGACAGGCUCUUUAGGUAUCAGUCGAAUUGUGGUUUGUCUGUUUAUUGUGCUUCUAAACUGCCCCCUGUGUGAAAGGAAUGGCCGGGGUUGCCAUCCACUGGCAGUGCACGGGAAUCGAACGCAGGUCAGCAAGAUUGCUAGGCAAGAACGUUGCCAGGGCACAACAGGAUAUUGUGUUCAUUGCGACAAGUGUUGGUCUUUUAAUUACUGUUACACUAGGUGAAAGGGGAUGCAUGAAAUUGAGUAUUUUCGCAGUGUAUGGAUGUGUUGGACCGAUUUGGACUAUCGGACGAAGAUGUAGUCGAAACCGGUCCUACACGUGAUUUUUUUAUUUCUAGUUUCAUUCAUUCAUUUCUCGGUUUCAUUCAUCCUUUUUCUACAGGUGUAACAGUAGUUUAAGAAUGAUCAGUCGUCGAGAAAAACACCCAACAUUUACAGUCUUUUUCUUAGAGAUCUUGUCCUAAAACCUAGCGUGUUGUAAUAAAAGGAGCUAUUGGGAUUGAGCUUGAAUAACUUAAAGGAGUAUAGACACCCAUCACCAAAACCACAUUAGAUAAAUAAUCCCUAUUUAUCAGAUCUUCAUUGAAAAAUACAGCGUAUUUGUAACG